This is a messenger RNA of Saccharomyces paradoxus, 936 nucleotides long. It is a transcript of the gene PNP1, whose product is annotated as purine-nucleoside phosphorylase. Bases 1 to 936 code for a protein of 311 amino acids. Gene Ontology annotation, biological process: nucleoside metabolic process. Gene Ontology annotation, molecular function: purine-nucleoside phosphorylase activity. The record is from RefSeq and is a predicted model, not a curated record. Gene Ontology annotation, cellular component: cytoplasm. NCBI's taxonomy places the organism in Eukaryota, Fungi, Ascomycota, Saccharomycetes, Saccharomycetales, Saccharomycetaceae. The transcript has a single exon.
AUGAGCGAUAUCUUGGACGUUAGUCACCAACGAGAAGCAAUUGCCAAGGCUGCUGCGUAUCUUUCUGGUAUCUUGGAACCACAUUUCAAAAAAACGGCAAAAUUCGAGCCUCCACGAACCUUAAUCAUAUGUGGCUCAGGGCUAGGUGGUAUAUCCACUAAAUUGUCUAUAGAUAACCCACCCCCGAUAACAAUUCCAUACCAAGAUAUUCCAGGAUUCAAGAAAAGUACGGUUCCUGGUCAUUCCGGUACACUAAUGUUCGGAUCUAUGAAUGGUUCACCAGUAGUAUUAAUGAAUGGUCGCCUUCAUGGAUAUGAGGGGAACACAUUGUUUGAGACUACCUUUCCUAUUAGAGUACUUAAUCACAUGGGCCAUGUCCACAAUUUAAUUGUCACUAAUGCCGCUGGUGGUAUAAAUGCGAAAUAUCAAGCCUGUGAUUUGAUGUGCAUUUAUGAUCAUUUAAAUAUCCCUGGUCUUGCUGGCCAGCAUCCAUUGAGAGGUCCUAACUUGGAUGAAGUUGGACCUCGUUUCUUGGCCUUGAGUGAUGCAUAUGAUCUGGAGCUGAGAAAACUUUUAUUUAAAAAAUGGAAAGAGCUAAAAAUUCAAAGGCCUCUGCAUGAAGGUACUUACACUUUUGUAUCUGGCCCCACUUUUGAAACAAGAGCAGAAUCCAAAAUGAUAAGGAUGCUUGGAGGAGAUGCCGUCGGAAUGAGUACUGUUCCUGAGGUCAUCGUGGCAAGACAUUGCGGGUGGAGGGUCCUAGCCUUAAGUCUGAUUACUAAUACUUGUGUCGUUGAUAGCCCUGCCAGUGCACUGGACGAGUCACCCGUGCCUUUAGAGAAAGGUAAAGCGACCCACGCUGAAGUACUGGAGAAUGGUAAAAUUGCCUCCAAUGACGUGCAAAAUUUGAUUGCUGCCGUAAUGGAGGAAUUAUAA